AUGGCCUCUCUAUCCCCCGAAGCUAUCCUCUCCGCACUGGAAACCCUCAUAUCCAAUCCGAUUGCUCCACUCCUUGGAGAUCAUAUCCUGAGAACGAAAUUACGUCUUGCGGCUCGAGAUUUAUCGCUUGUUUUAGAGACACCCGCUGGUACUCUUGCAAGAGUAUUACUUUCUCAGCCUGUAGAAAGUAUCUGGAUUCGUAUCGCAUGGGAUCUGAAUCUCUUCCAUCUCCUCUCCACCAGAGCAAAAUUAUCGGAGGAGUUAGCGCAGGCUACUGGAGCAGAUUCUAUUUGCUUGCACGUCUCCUCCGUUGUUGAGCUGCUUUGGCGCGAUUAA
Botrytis porri is the source of this 336-nucleotide messenger RNA. RefSeq lists its product as uncharacterized. Bases 1 to 336 code for a protein of 111 amino acids. NCBI's taxonomy places the organism in Eukaryota, Fungi, Ascomycota, Leotiomycetes, Helotiales, Sclerotiniaceae. The transcript is spliced from 3 exons. The record is from RefSeq and is a predicted model, not a curated record.